AUGGAAUUCCUUAAAGGGGGUAAAGAGAGAAUGAUGGCUCCAAGCGUGGGACAGCGGAAUUUAAACGCCAACGAAUCUAAUGAUUACAUCACUGAUAAAGUCGAUAGCAACGGCAAAUCGAAUAGCCGAUGUUCAAGCAUGUCGGACGGAGAAAGUUAUGAGUGUUAUGGUGAAGUUGAGAUGGACACUUCCCUGUCCGGUCAUAUCAAUGGAAGUGGAGAGACUCGCCUUUCCAACGGCAAUAGCCUAAAGAGGAACACGUGGCUGAGAACGAGUCUCAAGAGGUCUAGCAAGCAAUCCUUGGGCUUCAGAAGUAUUUACUUCAUUCCUGUUCCACGAAAAGUCCAUCAUGAUUCUUCCUCUUGUUUACUCCUGGUUCCUCCGACUCCCUGGACCACAAUGACUCCGUCACUGAUCUAG
Messenger RNA from Nezara viridula (southern green stink bug), 420 nucleotides. Lineage: Eukaryota; Metazoa; Arthropoda; Insecta; Hemiptera; Pentatomidae. The record is from the annotation of a GenBank genome assembly.